AUAUAUCGCGAAUUGCGUAACAGAUUUUAUUCCAAGGGAAUAAAAUUCGUCGUUGUAACAGUGGGUUGGUAUUAAGAAGUGAAACGUUAUCAAGCGAAGACGUACUUUAAUCUUGUGCUCACAAAAAAAGUUUAGAACCUAAAAAGAGACAAAUACAAAAUGCCACGACGUGGACGAGCAGCGGGUCCUCCACCGAGGACGGUAAGGCCAUCAUCGCCAUCAAGGUUCUCAGCACCUCCAACAAAAGCUGCAGCACCUCCAGCACAUGCACCAGCAUCAACACCGAUGGUCGCUCAACCGGCAGCCCAACAGCCAUCUCUUAUGGGACAAAUGGCUGCUACUGCUGGUGGUGUAGCCAUUGGUUCAGCUGUUGGUCAUACCAUUGGUCACGCAGUCACUGGAUUGUUCAGCGGUGGUUCUAGCGAGCCAGCAGUUGCACCAGCUCCAGCUCCUGUUCAAGCUCAAAGUUCACCAAUGUCUACACCUGCAGGCGGUGCUUGUGCCUGGGAAGUCAAACAAUUCUUAGAAUGUGCUUCUAAUCAAUCAGAUCUUUCUCUUUGCGAGGGUUUCAAUGAAGCUCUUCGUCAAUGCAAAUCUGCUAACAAUAUGAUCUAAAUCUGGGUCUAAAUUUAAAUAAAUUGGCAGUAUAUAAAAUAUUAUUUAGAAAUUUUGUU
Messenger RNA from Polistes dominula (European paper wasp), 674 nucleotides. It is a transcript of the gene Chchd2, whose product is annotated as Coiled-coil-helix-coiled-coil-helix domain containing 2. The record is from RefSeq and is a predicted model, not a curated record. Gene Ontology annotation, biological process: mitochondrion organization. Gene Ontology annotation, cellular component: mitochondrion; nucleus. NCBI's taxonomy places the organism in Eukaryota, Metazoa, Arthropoda, Insecta, Hymenoptera, Vespidae.